Henningerozyma blattae CBS 6284 is the source of this 474-nucleotide messenger RNA. RefSeq names its product Tmc1p (gene TMC1). The record is from RefSeq and is a predicted model, not a curated record. Gene Ontology annotation, molecular function: zinc ion binding. The coding region runs from base 1 to 474 and encodes 157 amino acids. NCBI's taxonomy places the organism in Eukaryota, Fungi, Ascomycota, Saccharomycetes, Saccharomycetales, Saccharomycetaceae. The transcript has a single exon.
AUGUCAGAAGUCACCCGUCAAGAACAAGUCAAUAAUAACAACUCGCCUGCUGCUACAGAGGAGGCCACAACACCAGCUUUAAAUCAAGAAUCAUUGAUCAAUACAGAUGCAGCUCCAAUAAUAAAGCAACCGUUCCAAAUCAAUAAUGCUAGAUUGAUUCUAGAUGAUACGAUUACUAGUAUACCCAAUGCUAGCCCUAAUCUACCUACGACGAGCGUUAAGACAACAUGUAAGGUGACUAAAAAAAAGGGAAACAAACGUAGGAAGAACCAAUGUUAUUAUGGUGAUUGUUCCAGUACCAUUUCCAAGUUUAUCGGGAAUUGUAAGUUUUGCAAUAAAAACUACUGUUCCAAGCACAGAUUAAUGGAGAUCCAUGAUUGCAGAGGUCUCAAGUCUUGUAGAGACCAGAUGCACAAGAGAAACGCAGAAAAACUGGCUUCUGAGCAGACAAAGAGUCCCAAGAUACAGAUCUAA